Molecule: messenger RNA, 2096 nt
Organism: Solanum pennellii
Lineage: Eukaryota; Viridiplantae; Streptophyta; Magnoliopsida; Solanales; Solanaceae
Product: serine/threonine-protein kinase D6PK
Exons: 2
Coding region: 65-1474 (469 amino acids)
Biological process (GO): protein phosphorylation
Cellular component (GO): plasma membrane; nucleus; cytoplasm
Molecular function (GO): ATP binding; protein serine/threonine kinase activity
Source: RefSeq, a predicted model, not a curated record
UCUCUUUAUUCACUCACAUUUUUUCUUCUUCUUCUUUCUCCCAAAAAAAAAACUCGAGCCAAAAAUGGAGCCAUGGCUCGACGACUUAGCCGAUGAUCUUCAAAGCAUCAGCUUCAACUCUACCACCACUACCGCCACUGACAUUAACCGGUCGACUAGCUCCGGCUCCGAAGCCACAUGGACGGCUACGGCUUCUUCUAUCUCAUCCAGCUCUCUUCACCACCAUAUCACUAAGCCACGCGCCGCUACUCCUUCCGGUGAUCCUUACUGGGACGCCAUUACACGUGGUAUUUCAACUUCUACUUCGUCGGCAAUUUCUCUAACUGAUCUCCGAUUCCUCCAUCGAUUAGGAUCCGGCGAUAUAGGUUCCGUUUUCCUCGCGGAAAUCAAAGCUGCUCCGGUAACGGAGAUUUCGAAAUCGACGGCGGUAUCGGCGUACUUUGCAGCGAAAGUUAUGGAUAAGAAGGAACUUGCGAGCCGUAAUAAGGAAGGAAGAGCGAGGACUGAACGGGAAAUACUUGAAAUGUUAGAUCAUCCUUUCCUUCCGACGCUUUAUGCUUCUAUUGAUUCACCGAAAUGGUCGUGUUUAUUAACGGAGUUUUGCCCCGGCGGUGAUUUACACGUACUCCGGCAACGUCAACCGGCGAAACGCUUCCCUGAAUCCGCUGUCAGGUUCUAUGUGUCGGAGGUGGUGGUAGCGUUGGAGUACAUUCACAUGAUGGGAAUAGUUUACCGCGACUUGAAACCUGAAAAUGUUUUGGUCCGAUCAGAUGGUCAUAUCAUGCUCACGGACUUUGAUCUCUCGUUAAAAUGUGACACCUCUACAUCAACACCAGCUCAAGUGAUUUCAAGCCAAAAUACACCUAAUGGUGGACCUCAACAAAACGAGUACAAAAUUGAACCACCAAAGUUCACAGCUUCUUCAUGUAUCCUUCCAAACUGUAUAGUACCUGCUGUUUCAUGCUUCCACCCGAAAAGAAAGCGAAAGAAGAAGGCAGGACAUGCUGGUGGCCCUGAAUUUGUAGCUGAACCAGUCGAUGUUCGUUCAAUGUCCUUCGUGGGAACUCACGAGUAUUUGGCACCGGAGAUUGUAUCAGGUGAAGGUCAUGGUAGUGCAGUAGAUUGGUGGACUCUAGGGAUAUUCAUAUUUGAGUUGCUUUAUGGAGUAACACCUUUUAAAGGUAUAGACCAUGAACUAACCCUAGCUAACAUCGUUGCUCGAGCCCUCGAAUUCCCCAAGGAACCAUCAAUGCCAGCCCCAGUUAAAGACCUGAUAUCACAACUCCUUACUAAGGAUCCCGCGCGAAGAAUGGGGUCAACUAUGGGUGCUACAGCAAUCAAACACCAUCCAUUCUUCCAAGGAGUCAAUUGGGCACUUCUAAGAUGUACUUCACCACCAUUCAUUCCUCCUCCAUUCAGUAAAGAAUUUCUCUCUGAUGGAAGUUGCCCUGAUACCUCAGUUGAAUACUACUAGCCUAUAUCCCUCAGACUCUUCAGAAAUAUUGUUGCACUAGUAUCAGAUCCUACUACUAACUAGUGUGAAUAAAGACUCAAAAAAAGUCAAAAAUUUUGGACCAGAAAAGAAUGGAAGAAGAAGAAGAAGAAGUGAUUUGUGGUGGAAUUUUGUUGGAUCUUAAUGAAUAUUGACCCACCAAUAUGAAUAUGAGGCUAUAUGAAUACAACAAAGACAUUAGUUUCUGUUGUUGUUUGCUAGCCAAUGCUCUAUUGUACAUUGCUAUUAUUAUAGGUGGACAAAGAAAGGAAGUUUCAUUUUCUAAAUCUUUUAUAAGUCAAUGCCUUUGUCUAAAACAUUGGAUCCUGACAAAAUACAUGUAGACAAUUGUUACACAAGCAAAGGGCCUGGUUGUAUGAAGGAUUUGGUUGGGUGGUGGAAGGUCAAGAAUAUGGGUCAGCAUCAUGUUUUUGCUAAUCUUGUUCUUUUCCUUGUGGAAAAGCAUGAUGUUUCCAUGUGAUUUGUUUAAUUAUUAGGAUCUUGUAAGGUUGUAGGGUAGUAGCUAGUCAUGGGUGGUGCCUUGUGAAUUUCAUAAAUUACAUAAAAAUAUUUUCCACAUAAAUAAUUAUCAUGGUAUCUAUUA